Molecule: messenger RNA, 339 nt
Organism: Racocetra persica
Lineage: Eukaryota; Fungi; Glomeromycota; Glomeromycetes; Diversisporales; Gigasporaceae
Source: the annotation of a GenBank genome assembly
AUGGUCUAUAGUAAUAACUCUUUGAACGAUAAUAAUAAUGUAUUUUAUGAGGAAGAAGAAGCUCGAGAGUGGAAACAGCCGCGUUCGCAACAAAGGCAUGAUGAGUGUGCCACAUCUCCUUUUAGAAGAAUGCCUGAUGAAAUAUGGCUGAUUCCACCAAAUAUCGAUGUAAAAUUAGUUCUAGGUGAUAGGAAGAUCAAUUUAUCACGUAUUGAAGAGUCAACAAAUACGCACAUGAGUUAUAAUGAUACUGAAGGGCAAAUUGAAAUGUGGGGAACGCGUCGUGAUCUCGAUCAAGCUCUUAUGCAAUGGAAUACGAUCGCUAUGAAUAUUCACGAU